AUGCCCUUUGCCCCAUUUACGGGAGUAAACCACCACAUGCAGUCGAUACAGUUUGGAUGUGCACUUUUACAAGACAAGACAGAGGUGACAUUUAAAUGGUUGUUCGACACAUGGCUUGAAGCUAUAGGAGGACGUCCUCCAACUUCUAUCAUCAUUGACCAAGACUUGGCAAUGAAGGCAGCAAUUGCCAAAGUUUUUCCUAACACCCGUCAUCAUUUAUGCAUUUGGCAUAUCAAGAAGAAAUUCGUUGAAAAAAUGUCGCAAGUGUACUUCAAGAAAUCAAAAUUCAAGAAGGAUGUGAAAAAUUGUAUUUGGGCAACAUAUAGGAAAGAAGAUUUUGAAAAGAGAUGGAUAGAAUUGAUGAAGGAGAAUGGGUUGGAGGGCAACAAAUGGCUUCAACAAUUGUAUGAUAUUCAUGAGUCAUGGGUACCCAUUUAUAAUCGUGGCACAUUCUUUGCUAAUAUGAAUACUACUGGAUGUAGUGAGGGUGUCAAUUCAUUUUUUGAUGGUUUUGUUACCUCGACGACAAAUCAAAGAGUUUGUAGUCAACAUGCGGAAAAAAUUUAUACUAGAAACGUCUUCAACAAGUUCAAGGAUGAAAUAAGUGAAGUCUUUUAUUACAAAGUUGAAGAGGUGGGAAAUGCCAAUGGAUUUCAAUCGUCCAUUGUGAAGUCAAAAGAACAUGAAGUUAAAAAGUUCGCAGUGACAUUGGAUUUGCAAACGUAUGAGGGUGUGUGUGAAUGCCAAAAUUUUGAGUUUGUUGGUAUAUUGUGUACGCACAUUUUGAAAGUCAGCACUUGGGAUUUCAUGAGGACGUGGGUUUUCAUGAGGACGUGGGUCGGUCUCGGAUUGCAUGCUAGGUUUUUGUCGAAGGAGGUCAUUAUGAAGAAGACGUUGAAAUUAGGUGGAGAAUUGAGAUUUGGUGAAUUUUUUGUUUUUCUGUUUGUGCACGAGCUUCCUCUUGAUUGUAUCAACCAAAACUGCCACUGUAUUGGUGUUGUCAAAGUAAUCAGAAUUGAGAAAUAUGAGAAUCAUCUCAUCUUCCACGUGGAUGUUUUGUACGGGUGUAUGUACAACCUUAAUGUGUUCUAUUAA
This is a messenger RNA of Rhododendron vialii, 1095 nucleotides long. RefSeq names its product protein FAR1-RELATED SEQUENCE 5-like. The coding region runs from base 1 to 1095 and encodes 364 amino acids. Gene Ontology annotation, molecular function: zinc ion binding. The record is from RefSeq and is a predicted model, not a curated record. Gene Ontology annotation, biological process: regulation of DNA-templated transcription. The transcript is spliced from 4 exons. NCBI's taxonomy places the organism in Eukaryota, Viridiplantae, Streptophyta, Magnoliopsida, Ericales, Ericaceae.